AUGGGAACUACACGAACGACAACAUCGCGUCAAAAAAUCACCAGCUCCUCGCCGGCGCAACCUCGAGCCUACAGCGCGAGCACAAUCGGCAAGACACGGUCAACAACCAAGAGAAAGCUGGACGCCGGUGAAGGCAUCGAAUCAUUGACCACUCCAGUAAAAAAUGCGCGCAGACGAGCGAAUAACGUCUCUGCAGCCUCAGCUGGCUCCAUCGUGAUCGAUUUGACCGCAGACUCGCCCGUCACGACUCCGACCAAGAAGACUCGAAGCCCCAAGAAGCGAUGCUCUGGCGAGCCGACUCCCGAGCGACGCGCUAGGCCGUUCCGUAAGCAGGCUCCCAAGUGUAUAAUGGCUAGGCUGGUGCGGGCAAGAACCCAGAGGAUGUGCGUCGUGGAACAUUCUGUCACCGAGGUCGAUGAUGCGCCCGAAGUCGUGUUUAAAAUGGCGGGAACAACUGGAAAUCUGUACAAGAUCGUCAUUGGGAAGGUGCCUUCCUGCGAUUGUCCGGAUGGAGACAAAGGAAAUCAGUGCAAGCACAUAUUCUACGCCCUAAUAAACGCUCUCAAAGCCCCGGAACAUCUCCAGUAUCAGCUGGCAUUCUUAUCCUCGGAACUUCGUGAAAUGUACCAGUCAUCACCCCUCAGCCGCCAAAAAGAAGAACCGGAGGACAACAACGGCAAGCGCAAGCCCAUCGAAGGAGACUGUCCCAUCUGCUUCAUGGAACUCGAGCCAGAGAAAGACGAGAUCGUUUGGUGCCGCGCAGCAUGCGGGAAUAACGUCCACAAGACGUGUUUCCAGAAAUGGGCGGCAACGCAGAACGCGCAGGGGGUCCGUUGCGUUUACUGCCGUUCUGCGUGGGAGACCAGUAGUAGCGAACUGGAUCUGGAACAGCUCACCAAGAACGGAUACGUCAACGACGAAGGUUAUGUCAAUGUGGGGCAUCUGCUCGGCAUGCCUGGCCAACGCGGUACGAGACCAUCCCUGUACUUGCUCCCUUCGUCUGGUUCUUCGUUUCUCGUGGAAAGGUUACUAAUCAUCAACGGUUGGUGA
Messenger RNA from Aspergillus thermomutatus, 1050 nucleotides. RefSeq names its product RING finger protein. NCBI's taxonomy places the organism in Eukaryota, Fungi, Ascomycota, Eurotiomycetes, Eurotiales, Aspergillaceae. Gene Ontology annotation, molecular function: zinc ion binding; ubiquitin protein ligase activity. Bases 1 to 1050 code for a protein of 349 amino acids. The transcript is spliced from 5 exons. The record is from RefSeq and is a predicted model, not a curated record.